CGUCCGUUCCGGUUGCGACUCCAAAGCCUUCCCGGGUCGUCCGCACGUGACCACGUGAGUUUCGCUGGCAAACCGCAUUAACGUUGCCAAUUUUCGGUUUUCGGGUUUGCCGACACAAAUUCCAUUGAUAAAAAAAAAAAAAAUUACAACUGAAGUGUUAUCGAAUCAUCAUCUUCUCUCGCCAUUGCCAGCCGCGCCUAUCUAAACCUCAUUCUGCCGACCCGAAGACAUAUUAUAUCCCAGGACUAUAAUAACAUACGAUACUAUUCGUACCAACUGUAUACAUAACGAUUAAUUGAUAAAGAUGGAACACUCGCCGUAUUCGCAGAGUCCAAGCCCGUCACCGUCUUUGGUCAAUUUUCCCUCGCCUGCCAACCUACCGGACAUCAGAUUGCAUAGACCCUUCAGCCAGAUGCACGAUCUUAAGCACCUCCACUUGCCGUUUCAAGGUUCCAACUUCGGUUUUCGCUUUAUGGAAAAUUAUUCUGCUCUACCGGCGCAUCUCCUUCACCACUUGCAGCCACAAUUCUUGCACCCGGCCCUCGACCCUCGCAUAUCCUUUUCGCAAGCCACCGGCGUAUUUCAACCCUUGGGCUCUCCAAAUCCCCAUCAUCAACAUCCGACAGUGGCUCACCAUCCAGCCAUUAAGGGUUUUGCGUCUGCUUUCGCACCUCCGGCCAAAUGUUAUAAGAUUGACGACGGCAAAGCUACAAUAACACAUGCCGAUGGGGUAGCCACUCAACAGCAACAGCAACAUCAUCAGCAAAACCAACAGCUAUCUACGUUCCCGUACCCAAGGAGGAGUCCUUGUUCUCCGGCCAGUAUGUCAGCUUCACCGACUUCCGUGCAACAGCAGAACGCCGCAGCUGCCGGGAAGGAAGAGUGCUCUGACAGAGACACGCCGAGUUCUGGAGCAGUAUCUGAAGACGGCAGGACCAUUAGAAGGAAAAAAGCCACCGUGCCACCAACCGUGACGGUAAAACCCCAACAACUCCAGCACCAAUCGCAGCAGCAGCAAGCUCAACAGUCCUCUUUGCAGCAACAACAGCAGCAGCAGCAACAACCUUGCUGUCCGGUGUGCAGCGUCUCGCUGAGACCCCAAGACCUGGAAUCACAUUUCCUCUACGAGCUAGAACGGUUGUAUAAGGCUUCGACCAACCGCAGACACAGAAGAACCGGCAGCGACAAGGACUUUAAGGAUCAGACCAGGGAAGGUGGCGGAGGAGGGACGUCGUUGUCGCCUGGCCGAGAAGCUUCGUUGCACGGUCGAUGGGAAACUUACCAAAAGGUAAAAGCUAACCGUCACAACAGAUUGAGAAUAAAGAACCGCAAGCGGAAGCCGGAUGACGUAUGUUGUCCCGUGUGUAACGAUCCUAUGCCUGGUACACAAGAGCAGAUAAACCUGCACGUGGAAAUGUGCCUGAGGAACAAGGGCCAUCCGGCGUCCAACGAAGAUGAGAAUGUGGACGUGGAAGGAGACAGUGAAAUGUACGACGUGUAUGGCUGGACAAACAGAAUGCGGCAGCCUUCCAUGCUGGUACAUGGAUACAACAGAGCAGGCGUGCCCAUUGUCAAUUGUAAUCCGAGACAAUCAACCGCAGAUGACGAGGACGCUGUGCUUGUGGUUGACGACAACGGUGAAGACGAAAUAUACAAGUAUGGCCCAAACCAGUACGCUGAACAAGAUAUAAUUCCACCUCCUACUUCGGAGAGCCAACUUACACCCGAACAAAACGAUUCCAACGCAAUGGAAAUGACGGCAGAAUUUUGUGAAAAUACAUCUGGGCCGCUUGACGUAUCGAUCAAAAAAGAGCUGUCACCCGAAGACGGUAGUCAACAGACCAAACCUAAAAUGGACGUGGAAAAAUAUCAGUUCAACAACAACAAUCAAAUAGUCGAAGCGCUUAAAGCUAGAAUCAGAGAGCUGGAAUUGGUAUCCAAGAACAGUGACAAGUUUACCUGUUUACUGUGCAAGGGUAACUUUAAAGACCCGGUAGUUUCAACUUCGUGUUGGCACGUGUACUGCGAAGUAUGUUGGCUACAAAUUUUGGGUUCCAAGAAACUGUGUCCUCAGUGUUAUGUCAUAACGCUUCCGUCUAACCUACGAAGAGUUUACCUGUGAUCGGUGUAAUAUUAAAUAAUAAUACCAUAGUUCAUAGUUAUUUAAUGUUAACUAUUGAUGUACUCAAAAGGAUUUCGCCGUUUCUAUUUUUAAAUGUAUAAAGUUACAUUAUUCACCAUUACUAUUACAAAAUAUUAUUAUAAUUACUAUUAUUAUUAUUACUAUUAAUACUAU
Adelges cooleyi (spruce gall adelgid) is the source of this 2296-nucleotide messenger RNA. RefSeq names its product E3 ubiquitin-protein ligase Rnf220-like. The record is from RefSeq and is a predicted model, not a curated record. The coding region runs from base 305 to 2122 and encodes 605 amino acids. The transcript is spliced from 10 exons. Gene Ontology annotation, biological process: protein ubiquitination. NCBI's taxonomy places the organism in Eukaryota, Metazoa, Arthropoda, Insecta, Hemiptera, Adelgidae. Gene Ontology annotation, molecular function: ubiquitin protein ligase activity.